AUGGCCGAGGUAAAAUUGGGCGCUCGGAUCGCCGAGCUGGGCUGCCAUGGAGAAGUUGAGACCAGCUUUCUGCUGGUCUGCUUCAACUCCAUCCACCCCAUGUGUAUAAAUCUGGCCGAGGUUGUAAUACGCAUCGGUGUCACGCCCGUGCUUGGCGGCCCUUUCGUACAGUUGAAUGGCGCGCUUGGGGUCUUCCUUUAAAACCUCGUUUGCGACGGCGACCAUCGCCUGGAAAUUCUCCUGUUCCGCUGCCAUUUCGAGCCAAUGCAGUGCCUCAGCUCUUUUCCGUUGCGCUUGAUCCUCCGCUUCCUUCGCUUUGUGCUCCUCGAACGCCCGAGCCUGGGUAUCCGAAAAGCCCGCCUUCCGCCUCGCCUUUCUCACUUCUCUCACCAUUUUCGCUGGCGAGGGUUGUUCGUUGAGCUCCGUGCCAUCCUCAAGGGAGAGUGCCACGCGUGCGUGUACGCCGCCCUCUUCAUCCUGCUCGAGGACCAACUGCUCGCCGCUUACGGACUUCUUCUCCUCGGCUGCUUGCAAGUGGUCAAGAAGCAGGCGGCCCAGUGUUGCUUGCGCUAGGGAAUCGCCGGCCUGGGCCGCGCCGCGCAGCAGAGUUUCAGCCCGCUCGCUGUCGAGCGCGACUCCGAGCCCGUCGCGAUGGAGCACGCCCAGCAGUGCCUGCCCGCGCAAACUGCCACCGGCCACUGCACUGUUGACUAGGGACACAAUUUUGGACAGCGUGGAGGAGUCUGCGGGCGCUGAUGUCGCGUAGAGCUCGCGGAUGAGGACUUCGGCUUCGGCAGCGGGACUUGACGGGUCGGCGGUACUCUGUGUGCUCCACUGGCGCAUGGAUGUCGACGGGGAAAGGAAAACAAUUGGCUUUUGCCAUUUUGCAGCAGCGCAAAGGGGCCUGCACAGGGAACGUCCUAGGGUGGCGAGGGACAUGAUGGUGAGGAUGGAGGGGCGUGUCGGAGAAGAAUGUCGGAGAAGAGUGUCGGAGAGGAAGGGUGAAGAGGAGAAUGCUUCCGAAGAAGUAGUAAUCGUGGCCGUCGACGUUGAUUGGUGUUGCUCUGUGACUGCGAGUGACGAUAGGCGGAAUUGGGAAGAGUUUGCGGAAUGGAAAAAAAUUCCAAACCACAAUAAAACCCUCCCAGCAAGGGGUCAGCAAGGGGUUACUGUGCCCACCUGUA
Molecule: messenger RNA, 1184 nt
Organism: Chondrus crispus (carragheen)
Lineage: Eukaryota; Rhodophyta; Florideophyceae; Gigartinales; Gigartinaceae
Exons: 2
Coding region: 1-201 (66 amino acids)
Source: RefSeq, a predicted model, not a curated record